CACUCCUCAACUCGGCCGGUGGGGGGGACAUAGCUACCAGAUGAGAUUUGUUUCCAAACGCGCACCGAUGGCGGUGUGAGGCGUUUGGCUGAGAAGUACGCACGGCGCGGUGGAUUUGGUGAAUCUUUUGUUUUUUGUGCACCUUCUUCCUGCCUGGAUCCCGGCUGAGGUGGGGAGGGGGAGGACUAAUCAAAGCGAUGGAUUACUCAGUCUGCCUACUUUUACUCCUGUCAACCAUUUCGUCUGUGUCGGUCGGACAAUUCCCAACAGCGCAGAUAAUAAAGGAAUGGGCGGACCAGAUGCAAAAAGACUUGAUCACAUUAACAGACACAGCCAGCGGUAUACAGCACCUAACAAAGAUAUACAAAAAACACAGUCCUCACUUCACGGUGGAGUCCAACAAUGCGAGGGAGCUGGUGGCGACGGCUGCGGGGAACAUAGAGAAACUGCUGGCUAACCGCUCCGAGGCCCUGAAGAGGCUGGCAAGAGAAGCGGAGAAGUUUCAGAUGGAGCACAAGUGGAGGGACGACAGCGAGGUCGACAAAAUUGUUUACUACAAUGCCAAAGAGGACCUUAAUCAGACAGAGGAAGAAAAGAGAAAGAGGAACCGGUAUAUUCCAGACGAUUUUGAGAUAGACCCUGACUUCAAGCGGCUCGUCUCGUACAACACCACCGCCGUCCACAUCCCGACGGAUAUCUACGAAGGCUCUACCAUAAUUUUGAACGAGCUAAAUUGGACAGAGGCCUUGGAGGAGGUUUUCCGGAAAAACAAAGAAGAAGAUCCGUCGCUCCUCUGGCAGGUGUUUGGCUCUGCCACCGGAUUGGCUCGGUACUACCCAGCAUCUCCUUGGAUGAACUCGAGCAAUUCAGCCAAUAAGAUCGACCUCUACGAUGUGCGCAGGCGACCGUGGUACAUUCAGGGGGCAGCGUCACCCAAGGACAUGCUGAUCCUGGUGGAUGCGAGCGGCAGCGUUUCUGGUCUCACCCUCAAACUCAUCCGAAUGUCCGUCAGCAACAUGCUGGAGACCCUGUCAGACGAUGACUAUGUGAACGUGGUCUAUUUCAAUGACAAGGCCACGUACGCGUCGUGCUUUGAGAACCUGGUGCAGGCCAACGUCCGCAACAAGAGGAUGCUGAAAGAUGCUGUGCAGGGCAUCACUGCCAAGGGCACCACCAACUACAGGGGCGGCUUCCAGCUGGCCUUCGAGCAGCUCGCGCAGAUGAAUGUGUCAAGGGCCAACUGCAACAAGAUAAUCAUGCUCUUCACUGACGGAGGAGAAGAGAAGGCGGAGGAGAUCUUUAAACUGUACAACCCCAAUCAAGCGGUGCGCAUCUUUACCUUUUCUGUAGGUCAACACAACUACGACAAAGGACCAAUACAGUGGAUGGCCUGCACCAAUAAAGGGUACUACUAUGAGAUCCCAUCAAUAGGUGCCAUCAGGAUCAACACUCAGGAGUACCUGGAUGUUUUGGGCAGGCCUAUGGUUAAGGAUAACAAAAAGGCCAAGCAGGUUCAGUGGACCAACGUCUACCUGGACGCACUGGAGCUUGGCCUGGUGAUCACUGGAACUCUGCCUGUCUUCAACAAAACCAACACAGGCUCAAAGAAAUCUCUGAAAUUUCAGAACCAGCUCAUCUUGGGUGUCAUGGCUAUCGACGUCUCCCUGGAAGAUAUCAAGAGACUGACACCGCGGUUUACUUUUGGACCAAACGGCUACUACUUUGCCAUUGACCCCAAUGGAUAUGUGCUUCUUCACCCUAAUCUCCAGCCAAUGACUGCCAAGUUUCAUGAACCUGUUACGCUGGACUUCCUGGAUGCAGAGCUGGAGAAUGAGAUCAAAGUGGAGAUAAGAAGAAAAAUGAUCGACGGUCUAACAGGGAAUAACACAAUAUCUACGCUGGUGAAAUCUCAAGAUGAGCGCUACAUUGACUUAGGUCAGAGGACGUACACCUUUGCACCAGUGAAGGGGACAGAUUACAGCCUGGCCCUGGUCCUUCCUGAGUACAGUAUGCAUUACAUCCAGGCCAACAUCGGCGACACGAUCACCCAGGCAAAAUUUUCUGAAAGCCUGCUGGCGGACAAGUUUGAUGAAUAUGGCUACACGUUUAUUGCACCGAGAGUGUACUGUAAGGACUUAAAGCCGCCAGACAAGGACAAAAACAACACCGAGUUCCUCAUGGAGUUCAACCACUACAUUGACACAAAGACUCCAAACCACCCCCUGUGUAAUGUGGAGCUGGUGAACCGGUUGCUCUUGGAUGCCGGCAUCACCUCAGAACUGAUCAAGAUCUGGAAAGAAAACGAGCUGCAGCACGGUGUCUUGGCCAGAUUUGUUGCCACCGAUGGAGGGAUCACACGGGUCUACCCCAAAAGUGCUGGGCUGUCCUGGGUAGAAGACGCGGAGACGUACCAGUCAAGUUUCUAUAAAAGAAGUUUGGACAAUGAUCUGUACAUCUUCACUCCAACUCCCUACUCUCAAGAGAACUCGAGUGACGACUCAGUCCUGGUGAGCAGAGCAGUCGACAUCAACAUUAAUGACAUCAUCCUCAAACCAGCUGUGGUCGGCGUGAAGUUGGACAUCAGUGCCUGGAUGGCGAGCUUCAUCAACACUACGCAGAGGAUGAAUUGCAAUGAUGAGAUCUGCGGCUGUCAGCGAAACCACCCGUACGUAGACUGUGUCAUUCUGGAUGACGGGGGCUUCCUGGUGAUGUCCAAUCAAGAUGAGGAUAUUUCUAAGAUCGGGCGUUUCUUUGGUGCUAUCGACCCGAUUCUCAUGAAAAACCUGGUCAACUCGUCCCUUUACACCUUUAAGAAGACCUUCGACUACCAGUCGCUCUGUGACCGCAAGAAAGAGAGCCCGGCGGCUGCAGGCCCGCGAUCUGUCUAUGUGCCCACAAUUGCAGAUAUUUUGAAUUUAGGAUGGUGGGCGACGGCUGCAGCCUGGUCAAUACUGCAACAGUUACUGGUCAGCAUCACAUUCCCCAAUUUCCUGGACGCAGCCGAGAUGGAUGACGAAGCGUCGGAUGCCAUGCUGAAAGAUGUCUGCAUCACAGAGCAAACUCAGUACUACUUUGAGACCAACCAGCUGACUUUCAGAGGCAACAUCGACUGUGAGAACUGCACCAGGAUGUACCACGCCGAAAAGCUGCCCAAGACGAACCUGGUCUUUAUCAUCGCUGAUGCGAAACUCACCUGCUUGUCCUGCGACAACAGGCCGUUAAUACAGGACGAACAGCAGUCUGAUGGUCCUGAUCCCUGUGAACUGGCUCACAAUCCUCGGUACAGGAAAGGGCCUGCAGUCUGUUUUGAUAACACUGAAAACGAGGAGGACCCUGACUGUGGCGGGGCGUCCGGCCUGAGCCCCUCCCUUUGGCUAACGGUGGCCCUUCAGCUGGUGCUCCUCUGGGUUUUGACUGGCUCCAGACACCACGCCGUCCCCACAUGACCUCUGAACAUCCUGAUCACACCCUCCCUCUCCCCUCCCUCUAUUAUGUCCAAAAUGGCAACCAGCAUGCGACGCUGCCACCGAAACGACGAACGCCGAUGAGAAGGGCUUGUACCAAACAAACAAAAACCUGCGAGCCCCACAUCCGGCCUACUUCUUCUUUUGCUCCGUUCAUUUCCAGGGGUUUGUCCAGGCGAUUCAUCAGGUGCAAGGGUACAAGUGGCGAAAGAAAUGUGCACUGGAAGAAAUCGGCUUGCAAGAUGAGGAAGAACUUGACCUGCGCCUGUCGUUCAUCCCAUCAAUGGCCCUCGCCAGCUGAGAUUAGAGGAGUCCAGAAAUUAAUUUUGAUUGGCAACUUCUGAACUUUCUCUGGCUUCAUGUCAUUGAUGAAAGAGAUCGGACUGCCUUACAGUAUCAGAGAGAUUUAAAUCACGGUGGGGAGGGAGGGGGGGCUUGGUGUUUAUUGAAGAUGUUGAGCAGUUUUAUUCAUCACUGCCAGAAACAGCGCUGCCCUUUGCAAGCGUAAGGUUUAUUUUGAUUCGAUUUGCUGUGGCUAGUUAUUAGGUAUUUAUUGUUUUGUGGUUGCGAAUUCGGCUGAGAUUGCAGUAACAGAUGCCAAAUUAUUACAUCACGAGCUUUUGCCCUUCACUUGCCUCCAUUGGGUGGCUGAUAGUUAUGUUGUCGCAGCCUGAUUUUUAGAUAGCACUACCCAUUUUCACAGUAUCUCUGAGGGUUCACAAGAUCGUCUUUACUUUCGCCCCUGUGUUCUUUCAUGUAGAUGCUGUAUUUGCAGUGUGGAAAUCAUAUUCAUCGUUAUAUUUAUGCACAGAAACCGACCCUUCCACUGCCACAGCGCGCCUGGUUAUUAGUGUACGGAUUUUUAACUUUGUAGCUGAUCAUUUUAACCAUCGGAUAAAAAGAGUGGUAAAUUAUCUGGAAUUCCCCGCCUUUGGUGUUGGAUCGCUCCAAUGAAAACUUUGUUGCCAUAGUGCGCAUAAACCAAUCAGGGUGAGCCCGGCUGGCGUCCUAUGCAUGCUCAUUGGACAAAGUCUCUAGUGCCAUGUGGACUGUGUGACUCAGAUGAACCCUUUAGCUUUGUAGGCUGUGGCUAGCAUGCUGCUGUUUGUUUUAUUGCCACCACUAAAGAAAAUGAAUGAGGGAGGGGGUGUCAGAAUUUGUAUUUGACAUUUUGGUCAGCAAAACAGUAAAAACAGUACAUUUGUAUUCACUGCUGUCACUUUGUAAAUUAAAUGACUACUAUCUGCACUGCAAUUCAAAGUGCAGCUGUUGUUUGUCUUCACAGUUUGAUCGCCUGACUGAAGAAUACCCUCUAUCUCUGUGUAGUCCCGAGGUUCCCUCUUGCAGUUUUUUAUACUGUGCUAUGAUAUCACCCAGCAGAAAUCACUGCAGUCAGUCCAUGCUUGUGAUCCUAUCCACUGCUGUAUUUCAUUUUCUCCAAUGUGAGCUCACCCUGUUUCAUUUCGUGUGCCUUCUUUUCCAUUAGUUAUACAGAGCAACCUAACUUACGUGUGAACAUUACAGGCGAUUUUCUGUCCGUGGUUUUUAUUAAGAGCGUCACCUUGUUCGCCAGAGUGCGGAACAGUUAAAUAGUGAGUUGUAUGACGAAAUGCACUAAUCAGCCGAACCACUGCUGCAUAGCAAAAGAAAUCUGCCAUAAUAAUUAGUAGUAACACAUUUUAGAGGACCAAAUCCGGACUCUUAAAGCCACUGAAUGUCAAUGCAAUAUUAAUUAGGUCAGUGAGAACACUCGGAAAUAACUCACUUUAUUAGUUUCAGGAUUAAAAUCCAUCCUGAAGAUGCAACAUGCGGAAAAAGAUGACAUGUUUUUGUGCUCAGUUUGUGUAUUUACAAACUAUUGACGAUUAAAAGACAUAAAUUCGAUUAGGCAGGAAAUAAUAUGUCAGGCAUAAAACUUGUGCGAUUGUUGCGAGCUUUAAAUCCUCAGUAUAAAAGUGUCAUUUUGAUUUGAACCAGCUGCACUUGGCGGCUUGUUUGUCACUCCUGUCGUUGAGCAAUCCCACAAUUUCAUCAUUAUUUCGGCGUCUUGGUUCCACGCAAGGGUUGACAAUCACAGGUUAAAGUGAUUCACAUGCAGGGUGUGUGUGAUACCUCAUCAGUUCACUGAGAAGACAGAAACCCGCCAGAAUAGCAGCCAUAAUGUCUCAACUGCGGUGAUAUCAGAUUGAAGUGUACACUUCCUGGUUCUGUAAUAGCGCCCGCAAAUCACCAACAUUUUCAGCUUCAACUGUGUUUGAUCAUAGCAUCAACAAGGGAAGUGAUUUGGGGAUUUGGGGGGACGUCAUACGCACUGCUAAAACAAAACCAGGGAGUGCAUCUUUUUAUUAGAGUCUAAUCUAUAAACACUGACACAUGCCUGCAGGAAGCUGCUUAAUUCUGAGGGGAAGUGAAAACCACAGAAACUGAGCUGUGUGCGCCACAUUACCACUAGCGUUUGAGUUGUUUUAGUUAAAGAGCUGCUGUGAGAUCACACUGAAUAAUGUUUUAUAGUAUGAGCGUUCCUCCGAGUCAGAUCAGGGAGGGCUUGUUUGUCCAUGUCUCCACCGCCACCACCACCACCACCACCACCAUCAUAAGUUUCCAAGUGGUCUGAGGUGCACUUUUUAUUCUCAAUGUUCUCCUCUAUCUUGAACUAUAACCUCCCAACAAAAACAAUGUGGUGAGACUAACCAUGGUAUUUAUGCUCCUCAUUUACUAACACUCAAAAAUAUCAAGUGCCAUAUAGGACUCUUUUGUUCUCUUGUGGAGAAACCUAUUAUCGUAAUAGAACAUUUAUGCAAUUUACCAAGGCAAGAUGUAAGUCUUAUAAAUUGUUUCCCUGUGCUGCAUGGUAGUGGCUGACAAUUUGAAAAAACAAACAAAAAAAAAUGUAUCCGGUGUGCUCCUGCUUCAGUGUGUAAUGUUGGGAAGCAUUAUAUAAUGGGUGUUAUGAUAUGAUAAGGUAUGAUCAGCUAUUACUGCCUUUCUCUUGGGGGGACAGCAUUUGGCUCCAAACUGGUCUGAGUCAGCUGGGGAAAGGGAACCUGAUUGGCCGGCGUGACGUUUGAAUGCACUGCUCAAUCUGUCUGAUUGGUUCAAGCCACAUAUGAUUCACCAUAAUUUAAGGAUCAGUGAUUUAGCAAGUUUGAGAGCAAUUACUGCAAAUCAUGAAUAUUUUUGCUUUACUGCUGAUUAUGUUGCAGACCAUGUUUCGGCUUUUGGAUUUUCAUCUGGGGGUCAGGCAGUCUACCACUUUGGUCCACACUGAAAUAUAUAUAUAUAUAUAUAUAUAUAUAUAUAUAUAUAUAUAUAUAUAUAUAUAUAUAUAACUAUUGGAUGGAUUGUUGUGAAAAUUUGUACAGACAUUCAUGGUUUCCAGAUGAUGAAUCCUGAUGACGCUGGUCCCGUGACUUUUACUCUAGCACAACCACAGGGUUCACAUUUUUAGCUUUGAGUGACAUGUCUCAGAUAUUUGUAAAUUUUUAUGAAUUUUAAUCACUUUUGUGAUCCCUGGACUUUUUUUUUUAUCUUAUGUCACUUUCAAUGUGUCCAGUAAUUUGGUUUUUGAAUGAAUACCUGAGAAACAUUCCCAUCAGCCUCAGCUGUACUUUGCGUAAAAAGGGAAAACAAAGGAUAUGUGAGCAGGCUAACACACUGAAUGAAGGUCAAGGACACGGUAAAGAUAACCUGCUUAACGUCAGCAUGCUAACGACCAAACUCUAGACUUGCUUUUCUUGUUUCUAGGCAACCAUUUGUUUCCAUUUUUUUGCACACAGUAUGAAAAUGUGUAGAUUCCAGAAGCCUCUCAUGCUAGUGUGAAGAGAUUGAUAAUUGAUUUUGAAGCUGCACAAAAAUGAAUGGAAACCAAUGGCUGCCUGAAAAAUAUGAAAACACACUGAAAUAUGAUGAAAAUUGGAAAUGUCGGCAGUAGUAGGCUAUAAAUUAUAAAUGAAUUGUAGUUAAGAAGCUAAACUUGCAAAAACACUGGUCCUUUGGAUCUGUUUCGGCAGACCUACAUCGUACAGAUAUGAAAUUAGUGGAAAUUAACACCACCUAAAAUGCUCCAACCGGAUCCUUUUAGAAAUGCCCUGAAAAAACUGGAGAACGAACAUGAGCUCCAUACUCAUCCAGAUGUUCCAUUCUACUCUUUAAGUGCUAAAAUCAGAUGCUGUCACCUCAGGAAUAAUAUUAUCUCGAUGUGAUAUGAAGUGUUUUUGAUUCUGUUGGUGCUGUCUGUAUGGAUCGUGUGGGUUGGCCUUUUUUUUUUUCAGGAAUCUUGACGAUUGCUUAAUGUGUGUGUUUUUUUGUGUCUGUUACCUUGCUGCCACUCUUUGGCGGACGACUGGCGGGCCUGUCAGUCAAUCUUUCCCUGCCUUUGGUUUUAAGGCAGGCUCUUGAUGGAAGCGUCCACCAAGUCGCCCCUUGCAAGACUCUUGCGAGACGGUCUUGGUGGGCCUCUCUGUCGGUCUCCCUCGAUUGUGCUUUAAUAUGUUACACUGUAGUGGAACUUGAUUCUCCAGAAUCAGUCAUGUAAAAAUUUGUACAAAAAAUCAAGUUGUUCUCAACAAAAAGAAAAAAGAACAAUGUUUAUAAUCCCGGGGAGGAAAAACGUGUUUAUUCAUGUGCAAAGGUAUAUUCAGAAUAAAACUU
Chelmon rostratus (copperband butterflyfish) is the source of this 8114-nucleotide messenger RNA. It is a transcript of the gene cacna2d1a, whose product is annotated as calcium channel, voltage-dependent, alpha 2/delta subunit 1a. Lineage: Eukaryota; Metazoa; Chordata; Actinopteri; Chaetodontiformes; Chaetodontidae. The transcript has 38 exons. The record is from RefSeq and is a predicted model, not a curated record. The coding region runs from base 198 to 3446 and encodes 1082 amino acids. Gene Ontology annotation, molecular function: voltage-gated calcium channel activity. Gene Ontology annotation, cellular component: L-type voltage-gated calcium channel complex.